Aureococcus anophagefferens is the source of this 1545-nucleotide messenger RNA. RefSeq lists its product as hypothetical. The coding region runs from base 1 to 1545 and encodes 514 amino acids. NCBI's taxonomy places the organism in Eukaryota, Pelagophyceae, Pelagomonadales, Pelagomonadaceae. The record is from RefSeq and is a predicted model, not a curated record. The transcript has a single exon.
AUGGCCGAGGCCACGGUGAACCCGCUCCUCGAGGAGAGCAAGGAGGAGGCGCCCCCGGUCGACGCCGGCGCCGGCUUCGCCGAGUCGUCGGCGGCGUACCGGCGCUUCGUCUUCGUCGCGGCGCUCGCCUUCGCGGGGACGACGCUGGCCCUCGGCGUCGUCUGGCCCGUGGAGAAGCACGACUUCCAGAAAUUGAGCUGCGUGCCCCAGGCCGAGGUGAGCCAUUUCAUCGCCGCCGCGGCCGGCGAGGCCGCGCCCUACGCCUGGACCGCCGUCUGCCGGGAGAAGCGCGCGGACUGCCGGCGCGCGCGCACGGCGUCCAUCGCCGCCGCGACGGCGUAUUGCGGCGCGCGCAACGUCACCGGAUGCGCGCCGCUCGCGGAGGCGGCGUCUCGCGGGCUCCCGCCGCUCGACGUCGCGCUCGUCGAAGAGGCGCGCGGCGACGACGCGCCGCGCGAGGCCGUGGACGCGGCGCUCGCGGCCUGGUGCGGCGCGCGACAGACGGACCCGCUCUGCGCGGCCGGCGGCGCCUUCGGGACGCCGACGACGAAGGCGGCCGCCGAGCUCUGCGGGGGGUCCGCGGCGUGCGAGGCCGCGGAGCGGUUCUACGACGACCCGAGCCGCUACUGCGCGAACUCGUCCGUCCACCACGCGCAGACGUGCGCGACCGCGAAACGAUUCGCCAAGGACGUCGCCGCCAACGUCAGCGCCUACUGCGUGAAACAGGGCUCCGUCGCCGCCAAGGCGUGCAAGGCGCUGAACGCGUCCCUGCACGACCGCGGCCACUGGACGGAGUACUGCGCCUACUCCCUGGGGAACCUGCCGCACUACCUGGAGUGCAAGGCCGUCAAGGCGGCGAUCAAGGUCGCCCUGGACGAGAAGGUCUGCAAGAAGGGGCCGAACUACCAGAAGCUGUGCGACGCGGGCUACGCGAUCGCCGCGCGCUGGGGCAACGCGACCGCGCCCGUGCCCAUCUACGACGCGGCGCUGCAGGUCGCCGAGCUCUACUGCCACUCCGGCGACUGCGGCGCGGAAACGGACGCGACGCCGUUGCAGCGCCUCGAGGGCGGCUUCGGCCUCGAGGCCGCGCAGGACGUCAUCCGCGACGUCCCGGCCGUCUGCGGCGCGUGGCCCGCGACGGCCGCGGUCUGCGCGAACGUCACGGCGGCGUUGAAGACCUACUGCGGCAACUCGUCGGUGCACAACCUCGAGUGCGCCUGGCUCCAGGAGCUGACGGCCUUCAACCUGUCGCGGCCGCAGCCGUGGAACGUGUCGCGCGGCGACGACCUCUUCGUCAAGACCUGGGCCGCGGCCGACGCGCUCUGCGCGGAGCCGCCGACCACGGCCAAGGCCUUCGCGCGCGCGGCCUUCGCGCCGCCGCCCCACGAGGCGGACCGGCCGAAGGUCCUCGACCUCGCGCUGCCGUCGCCCGCGGACGUCCGCAAGUACGCGUGCCUCGCCGUCGCGAGCAUCGACAAGGCCGCGGACCAGUGCCCGGACAUGCUCCCCCUCGUCGCCGCGGCGGAGGCGGGGCACGCCGCCUAA